Molecule: messenger RNA, 3483 nt
Organism: Paramuricea clavata
Lineage: Eukaryota; Metazoa; Cnidaria; Anthozoa; Malacalcyonacea; Plexauridae
Source: the annotation of a GenBank genome assembly
AUGGAAGACAUAGAGUUUCUUGAGAAAGGGAUGUCUUCGGCAAAGCGUGCGUACGAAGAAAAGCUAGAAAAGUCUUGUGUGUCUGAUAAUUUAAUGAUGAAGUUGGCAUGGGAUGUUGCAGGAUAUGAACAACUAUUGGCGAAGGCAAAGGAAUUUCAAAAAGAAUUUCAAAAAGAUGUCGAUUUAAUGGCUGAUGAAUUAAAACUUGGUAUUGGCAGAGCAGUUGUUCGCCUACAAGAAUUGGAGAAAAAUCUACUUCUGUACUACAAGGAACUGUACAGCAAAAAAAGAAACCCGGCAAGUCACUUGGUCGUAUUUAUGAUUGCCGACAAGCUUCGCAAUACAAAACCGUAUGCCAUCCCAAUUCAGUUUAUACCUAUAAAGUCCAUUACCGACCAACAGAUUAGACUGCUGGAACUUGAAGUCGAAACGGCAAUGAAGAGCAUCGGAAUGGUUCCUGUUGGUAAGUAUAAUCAGUUAGAUAUUCCAUGGCACAAUUAAGGGUGAAUGAGAUUUCCUUAAAAUAGAAUGUAUGGCCUAAAAAAAAACCUGGGUCGGUAGGUCGGAAUUAAUUUUUUUUGAAUAUUUUUUAAUGGUUUUGGCGUUUUUUUGCUGGACGAUUUGCAGUAUAGAGUCCCGACAUCAAUAUUAACUAGAGAUGCGUAUUUCCUUUGGAAGAAUUUAAUUAAUUUAGUUCAAUAAUUAGGUGACAACAGUCAACAGACGCCAUUUUGGUCACGCUGUAUGAGCAGCCCGCAACCACCCGGAGAAAAUAGGGUCACACUAUCAAUCGCGUUGAAAAAGUAAUAGGGUCGGCUGAAAAAAAUAGGGUCGGUCGGUAACCGGAAGCACAGGUAUUUUUUUAGGCCUAUUCAAUGGCAAUGUGAUAUAUUUUUCGUCAGGGGCCGGUUGUUUAAAGCCCGAUUAGCGUUAACCCCCGGUUAAAUUUUAACCUGCAAUUUUUUUAAUACACUAGGAUUCACCACAGAUGGGGAGUUUAACUCAUUGCGAACAAUGGGCAACAAGCGACCAGUCUCAAUAUUAGAACUGAUUCGAAACGCCAAAGUUAUGGCUCGACAAUUAGGUGGUAAAACUAUUACAAAAUACUUUACUCUUAACAAAAACGGUAAGAAUGGUUAUGGUUUAUACAAUCUCUGUAAAUGCAUAUGUUUAAUGAUGGGUUUCUAUGUACCAAUUUUCCUAAAAGUUAAGACCCCGCAACAACUACCUUAAUCUGUUUUUUAGGCACUGGCACUGUUGAGAAUGAUCCAGCUGUCCCUUUGGAGGACAUUAUAUGGCUACACGACUAUAUGAACGAAGACAAAGAUCAUUCGCGACCUUUUGAGAAUUAUCUUCACUUGCUUAGAAGGAAGUUGUUUCCAUUUUCGCACGACCCAUAUCCUUUUGUAACAGGUAAAAUAUUUUGUGCAUUAAGUAUGUUUUUAAACAUCAUUUGCAAAAUGAAAUAAAUGCAUGCACUGUAUUUUCAAGGUCGAUCGGAGACAAAAGCUGAAAUACUUAUGUCUAUUAUGGCUAUUUAUUUGUUUCGUUGGGAGGUUAAUCGCUUAAAAGAGUCACCAGAUGACCCAGACCAUUCCCUACACCUUUAUCAACCUGAACGAGAUGAUGAAACCCAUGAAUACUUACAUCAUCGUGAAGACCAUAACCACGUUCUCAAACGAUUGAUAAACUGUCUGCGAGAAGGCUCAAUCCCAGGAAUUGACAUUAGAUUCUUUCGAGAGGCAUUGCAUGACCCGAACACCGGUCUUACAUAUGAAUCGGUCACUGGUAAAAACAAGCAAUCAGUACCUGACUGCGAACGGCUAAUAUCACCAGCAGUUGUCGCUUUCCUGAGAAAGAAGGGCGACGAAACGGGAGCAAAUAUUUUGUCGAUAGUAAGUAACUGGCAUAAAGCGGUAGAUGGACGAGGCUUAAACGAAGAGACGCGGUCAGCGUAUCUUGCAGAUAUGAAGAAUUGGCUUCUAGAUGAUUGGAUGCCCUGGCAUACCUAUAUUAAUGAUUAUUCGACAAUUGAUGUCAAUAGGUGUGUAUACCACAAUCUUUUUGAAUUACCAAAAUUAUUUAGUGGAAAAUGUCGUGCAAUCGACUCUUUCCUUGCGCUUUGCAACUCAACUGAGUAGGAACACCGUUACUCAGGCUUGUCGUUGCUGUAUUCGAAGGACGUUUUCUUCAAAAUAUUUUUAUCAAAUUACUUACCUUACUUGUUUAAAAUUCGCUCAGUAGUAGAAUUUGCGCAGCGCUGCGUGCGCGAAUUUUAGUACUGCGCGAAAUACAAUCCGUGCGAAAAGCUUUGUGGUGUAAAUAUGAGUCACUCAUUGUUAGUAUAAUGCAAAUUCCGUUGAUAUAAUCACUGAUUUGCAUUACUACUUGCAUUAUGUUAUUAUAUUAAGCAAAUGAGGACCAUAUACAAUCGGUAGUAGUGUAGCCAGCCCGACGAUUUAGUCCCGCUAUGCAAAUAUUUUCGUGUUCAUCAGUUGACUGCGAAAACAAUCGAUUUAUAAAGAAAUGAAUAAUGAAAUUUUGCAUAUUUUGCGUAGCGGGACUAAAUUGUCAGGGUAGCUACGCCAAUGUAUACAAUGUUUUAGUUCUUGUUGGUAUUUUGAACUUACGCUUUAUUGUUAUCAUUAAUUUUGCUUACAUUACACAAUUUUGAAGCCAUUUUUGAGGCCACCUGAUCACUUUUUGAUUAAGUUUUGAUUAAGUUUUGACAAAUAUUGAAGUAUUUGUUGACAAAAUAUAUUCAUUAUAAAUGCGUUAAUUGUUAGUAAGUUCUACUAAACAAACGAAAAAGAACGAACACGGCAAAUUACUUGUGCGAAUUUAAUUUGAAAGCUGAGCGAAUAAGUCUCAGCAAAGUGCGCAAAAUUAACACAAUUUUAAAGUUGAGCGAAAAUGAGUACGACGCAAAUUUUAAUACAAUUAAGGUAAUUGAGUUAACUCCUAUUGACUAUUUAUUUUAGGCCCAUCAAAGGUAUAUGUGGCCUUACUCGAGAAUUGGUGGUUGCUCUUGUUGCUAACAUAGAAAGCAGGGAACUGCGACGGCACGAAUACAAAAGAAGGCAAAUGAAGGCGGAACACCCGAGAGCGUCAUCAAGUGACGACGUCGAAGGCUUCUUUUCUCUUUUGCACAAUAUGUUGGGCCCUGUUUUCAACCUAAAGCAAUUUUACGACGAGUCUCGUAAAAUACUAAAUGAGUUCUCGAAAAGGAUAAAUCCAGUCCUCCCAUUUUUUUACUGGUCCGGGAAAAACGAAAGGUUUCGAGAUUACGAACUACCAAGUUUCAAUCAAGCAAGCAGGCCUGGUGCUGUCGAGCGGCUGGAUCAAAUAAAAAUAUCUAGACGGGGCGACCCGGGUGUGUUCGUUGGGAACAGAGCGUCGUUACCCCAAAAAGGGCAAUUAACAUGUCGCGCAAAGUUUCAUAAAACUCCAAUUGCCCUACCACCAUUAGACAGUGACAGUUAA